ACAGUGUUGUGUAAAAGAUGAAGAGAAAUUAUGGGAAGUCCUGAAACUCUGGACACACAUUCGCAUGAGUUUGUAAAAUUGCGUGACAUUGAAGGCAUCAGCAGAUUGUGUCAAAGCGUGGUCGUGGUUGAAUCAGAUUCAGUGGCUUCAGUUUUCAUUCAUCCAACCGUCAACAUGCUCCUGCUUCUUCUACUUCUGUCCAACGCGGACGUGGCUGAACCUCAGCGUUUGUUGGGUUUGAAGAACCAAACUUCGUGUAUGUGUAACGUGGACUCGGGUCAGUGGUCAUUUCCUGUGGUGAAGUUCGAGGCCGUUCUGAAGGACGUCGACACCUGUGAAACCUCCAUGAACCGUCUGCAGGAAAAGGUGGUGUUGUCGCAGCUGCGUCUUCCUCAGAUCCAGGAUCAGAUUAGCAACAUGACGGCCCGUCUGCAGCCUUACCUUUACCUCCACGACCAGGGCCUGUACUCCACCUUGUCUUUACGCCUGCUGAGCUCCGAGCUCAGUGUCCUGGAAACCAACGUCGGCAGCAUCCACGACAAGUUCAACACCGCGCAAACGCUCCAACUGUCCAAAGAGGUGGGUAAACUACGUAAAAAAGUGGACAGUAUGCAGAGGAUGGACGUAAUAAACAUGAAGAUGUUUAAGGAGAAACUGCGAUAUUUGAAGAACAGCGCUGAGUCCUGCAGGUCAAUCCCCUCAGACUUCACAGGUCAUCACAUGUACUGCCUGAAGGGUCUGAUCAAAAGCAUCAGUGAACCCGUUGUGACCAAGGUCAGUCCUUAUGGGAAGAGCUACAUUUCGGGUUCUUGGGGUAAACAGGCGCAGAGGGACGGGGUGGACCAACCGGACACCUACUGGGUCCUGUCUCUGCUCAACAGCAACAUCUGGGGGAACACCUUCCGCGUUUACCCCACAUACGAGGACUUCAUGCAGUCCAGGAACCAGAGGGACUUCACCUUGGCCCCAUCCCAAACCCACACCAACGCCGUCGAAGGCCCCAGUGCCGUCCUGUACGGUGACGCCCUGUUCUACCACUGCUACCGCUCCGCAGACAUCUGCCGCUACGACCUGAAAACCAACAACGUCAAACGGGUGACGCUUCCUGGCACCGGCGUCGGCUUCAACAACAAGUUCCCGUACUGUUACUACGACUGUCGGGCCAAUAGCGACGUGGACGUGGAGGUGGAUGAAACCGGGCUGUGGGCCAUCUAUGCCACUGUCGGUAACCAUGGUAACCUGGUGGUGAGUCGUUUGGUUUGGGACGAUCGUGCCGAGUCGCUGAACGUGUCCCAGACCUGGGAGACCAGGGUGUUCAAGAAGGCGGUCACCAGCGCCUUCAUGGUGUGCGGCGUCAUGUACGCCACCCGUUUCGUGGAUGACGGCCUGGAGGAGGUGUUCUACGCCUUCGACACCGCCACCGGCCGCGAGGACAACACUCUGGCCCUGCCCCUGGAGAAGGUGGUGAAGGGCGUGGCCAGUGUGAGCUACAACCCAGUAGACAAACAGAUCUACAUGUACAACGACGGGUACCUGAUGGCGUACCAGGCCAGUUUCUGAUCCGACGGAAGUCUGAACGAAGAUCCAACGCAUUUUCUGAUCGUGGUAGAUUUGGUUAAAGCGAAAAACAUGGAAAAAAAUAAACCCUUAAAGGCCCAGAAUUACUUUUGUGGCGACUUCCAAAUGAGUUUUUCUCUAAGUCUAACUUUUCUUAACUAAUUUUUCACCAUUUAUUCUAAUAUUUUAAGUGAACUUUUCCAUGUAACUCAUGUAUUUUCAUGUUUCAUGUAGUAGAGUUUAAAACAUCUACACUGAAUUCUCUAAUAAUAAAACCUUGCUAUAACUUUUGUCUGAGUUACAUGUUCAUAUUAUCCUUAUACAUGUGUUGUUAGUUCAGUGUAUUAUGUAUGUUUGUAGUGUAGACGUAUGGAUGGAAUCUCUGUUGUCUGGAACUUCUGCUGCUGUCUUGGCCACGACACAAUUACAAAAGACAUUUUUAAUCUCAAGCCUUUUUUUCCUUGGUU
Molecule: messenger RNA, 2024 nt
Organism: Sphaeramia orbicularis (orbiculate cardinalfish)
Lineage: Eukaryota; Metazoa; Chordata; Actinopteri; Kurtiformes; Apogonidae
Product: olfactomedin-like
Exons: 5
Coding region: 31-1560 (509 amino acids)
Biological process (GO): signal transduction
Source: RefSeq, a predicted model, not a curated record